CGCACAGAGCAGGAGUGCGCCAGCAGCCCAGCAGCAGGGCCGACGCCGCCCCUGCACCCAGGGCUGUGGUGGCUGGGCUGGGGCUGCCCCGUCCCUGCCUCCCUGGACCCAUGGACGACAUCAUCUCCAGAGAGACCAAGGACCCUGGAUUCCUCCAGUGACAGGGGUUUGGCCUCUGGACACAGAGGUCCCUGGAUGUUACGGGUCGGAACCCUCUGGACCCCCAAGGACUGUCCUCACGGCCCAGGACUAGCCACGGCCUCUGGGAAACGUCUCAGGCACCUUGUCCACCCAGGGCAUGGGCACCCGUGACGACGUCCCCACAGCCAGGGUUCUGGCUCCGGUGGCUGUGUACUGCGGGAGUGUCCCUUGGACCAGCGCUGGGCUCCAUGUGCUCCUGCCUGGAAGCGUUGACUCCAGUCUGCCGGCUUGUGGAGAAGCCUCUCUCCAGCCCACGCCGAGCAUCCUGCUGAGCAGCGAGAAGCCGUCACAGCUCCUGAGUGGACAUGGGGACCCAGGUAGCCUCAAACUGGAUGCCCCUUUGAAGGGCUGGCAGGCCAGGAAUGGUCACCCCAGGAGCCUCAGGGCCCUGUCUUUGGGGCCCCACCCCCUGGUAGAGUCGGAGGCCAGCAGCGUGGCCCGGGACACCACCCAGAUCAAGGACAAGCUCAAGAAAAGGAGGCUCUCAGAGGGCCUGGCGGCAUCUUCCCCAGCCUUGCUGGAUCCCGGGGGAGGCCCCCGAGGAGCUGCCCUGAGGAGCACCAUCCCCCGCGCCACCUCUCAGAGGCUGCUGAGGGUGUCCAGGCUGAUGCCUCCCAUCCAGAGCAUCCCCACCACCCCCGAGGCCAGCGGGGCCAAGGAGAAGGGCCUGGACCCUUCCGGGAGCGGCCAGAGACCCCAGGAGUUGAGAUCCGGCACCCAGGAGGUGCAGAUCUCCCCGCAAGUCCUGCACUGCGAUGACGGGAAGAUGUGGAAGUCGCUGGGGGACUUUGUGGUCCCGGCCAUCCCUAAGGCCGGUGUGCAGGUGGCAGCCUCCUCCUGUGCACCUGGCGCCCUUCCCAGCCCAUGGCCUCCAGGCCGGGACACGCCCACAGGCCUGAGGGCCCCACGCACACGAUUGGUUCGGGAGAGCGGGCCUCAGGAGAAGACCCCUAAAUCUCUGGGGCCAAAGCCUGCCGCUGCGGGGAAGCCGGCCCUGCCCUCUUCUCAGUCAGCUCCUGUGCUCACAGCCUUCUCCCUCGGCCACGCCAGAGAAGCCCACCCCUUGCUGAAAGAAGAGGACCAGAAGGAGAGCAGCAGUAAGAUCCAAGUCACCAUCUCCAAGUCUGCGCAGGAGAAGCUGCGGCUGAAACAGAUGAGGGAGAUGGAGCAGUUCCGGAGGGCCAAGGCGCCAGAGAGAGAGAGGGAGCUCGGCCCCCAGGGCGUGGGCUCCCGGAGAAUCAUGAUGAAGGAAGGCCUCCUUCCCCUCCGCGGCAGCGGGACCCUGUCUGUGCCUACUGGGCUGGGCAGCCCACGCAGAGACAUCGGUAGCACCCUGAGGAAGCGGGCCAACCGGUCCUCACUGCCCAGCAUCCCCGUCAGCAAGCAGGAGCCCCACUUCGCCCGCCAUGCUUCAGCUAACUCGUUACCUGCGGUGCUAACUUUGGGGUCUCCCGAGUGGGAAGAAGAGGAGGAGGAGAUGGAUCUUAGAGCCCUUAAAGAGUUGAGGCCUUUCUCAAACCCGGAGCUGGGGUUGGCAGAUGCCCUGCAGUGCCUCAACAGCAGCGACUGGCAGCUGAAGGAGAAGGGACUGGAGAGCAUCCAGCGCCUGGCGGCCUGUCAUGCAGAAGUCCUUGCUGGGAGGCUGCACGAGGUGUCCUUGGCGGUGACAGGGGAGGUCACCAACCUCCGCUCCAAGGUGUCUCGCUUGGCCAUCGGCACCCUGGGAGAGCUCUUCCGGGCCUUGAAGAAGAAUAUGGACCAGGAGGCCGAGGAGGUCACCCGCUGCCUGCUCCAGAAGAUGGGGAACACCAGCGAGUUCAUCCAGAGAGCAGCCAGCCGGUCCCUGGGGGCCAUGGUGGAGAACGUGACGCCUGCCCGCUCCCUGGUGGCCCUCACCUCAGCAGGCAUCUACCACCGAAACCCCUCAGUCCGGAAAUGCACAGCUGAGCACCUCGCAGCCGUCCUGGAGCAGAUCGGCGCGGAGAAGCUUCUGUCGGGCACCAGGGACAGCACAGACAUGCUGGUGCACAACCUGGUGAGGCUGGCCCAGGACUCCAACCAGGACACCAGAUUUUAUGGCCGGAAGAUGGUGAAUAUCUUGAUGGCAAACGCUAAGUUCGAUGCGUUUCUGAAGCAGUCCCUCCCGUCGCAUGACUUGCGGAAGGUCAUGGCGGCCAUUAAGCAGCGGGGAAUAGAAGAUAAUGAUAAACUUCCAUCUGCCAAAGGCCACAAGGUGUCACGGAGUCUGGUGUGUGAGAACGGGCUGCCCAUCAAGGAGGGACCAGCAGACCCCUUAACCACCAGAGUGGCCAGCCUGGGACUAGUUCAGAGGCAGAGCUGGAACAAAGGCAGGCUCAGCUCCAAUGGCCCACGGCUGGCGGGGCUGCGCUCCUCCCUGCGGGGUGCCGGGGAGAUGGGGGAGCAGCUGCGGGAGCUGACACGGCUGCUGGAGGCCAAGGACAGCCGGGCUCGGAUGGAGGGCGUGGCGCGGCUCCUGGAGCACUGCAGAGCCCAGCCCGAGCUCAUCACCACCCACCUGGUCCAGGUCUUUGAUGCUUUCACCCCGAGGCUUCAGGAUUCCAACAAGAAAGUGAACCAGUGGGCACUGGAGUCCCUUGCCAAGAUGAUCCCCCUCCUCAAAGACAGCUUGCAGCCCAUGCUGCUCUCCAUCAUCAUCGCUGUUGCAGACAACCUCAACUCCAAGAGCUCAGGGAUUUACGCUGCUGCGGCCACUGCACUGGACACGAUGAUCGAGAGCCUGGACAACCUGUGCCUCCUGCAAGCGUUGGCAGGGCGGGUGCGCUUCCUGAGUGGCCGCGCCGUGCUGGACGUCACAGAGCGCCUGCCGGUGCUGGUGGCCUCAGUUUACCCCCGGAAGCCUCAGGCUGUGGAGCGGCACGUCCUUCCCAUCCUCUGGUACCUCCUCAACAACAGGCUCGGUAAUGUCCUGUCCGGGCAUGGCAGGGACGCCCGCGCGGUGGUGCGACGGCUGUCCAGGAGCCUCCAGGAGCACAUGGGCUCCCGCCUGGAGGAUGUGGCCGCUGGCCAGCCAAAGCAUGUCCUCAGAACGCUGCAGGAACUCUUAGACGUGGAAUCCCUGGGAGGCAGCCCCAAGGCCACCGACACAGGGGUGGCACCUGACAGCAAGACAACUGGCAGCUCACACCCCUUUCAGCUGGAUUAAAGACGGAUCUGAAACGGACAAUUAUUGUUUUUUUAUCUUAUUUUAUUUUUAUGAUGGAAUCAUCUCCUGAUCUACUUUCCCCCUUAGAGUUCCAGAUGUAUUUUGAGGUAGAAAUAAAAGAAUUACUUAUUUUUCUAAGGUUUUA
Molecule: messenger RNA, 3530 nt
Organism: Lemur catta (Ring-tailed lemur)
Lineage: Eukaryota; Metazoa; Chordata; Mammalia; Primates; Lemuridae
Gene: TOGARAM2
Product: TOG array regulator of axonemal microtubules 2
Exons: 21
Coding region: 299-3385 (1028 amino acids)
Biological process (GO): microtubule cytoskeleton organization
Cellular component (GO): cytoplasmic microtubule; cilium
Molecular function (GO): microtubule binding
Source: RefSeq, a predicted model, not a curated record